Solenopsis invicta (red fire ant) is the source of this 5332-nucleotide messenger RNA. It is a transcript of the gene Clk, whose product is annotated as circadian locomoter output cycles protein kaput. The record is from RefSeq and is a predicted model, not a curated record. Gene Ontology annotation, molecular function: protein dimerization activity; DNA-binding transcription factor activity, RNA polymerase II-specific; RNA polymerase II cis-regulatory region sequence-specific DNA binding. Gene Ontology annotation, cellular component: nucleus; CLOCK-BMAL transcription complex; cytoplasm. The coding region runs from base 797 to 2983 and encodes 728 amino acids. The transcript is spliced from 12 exons. NCBI's taxonomy places the organism in Eukaryota, Metazoa, Arthropoda, Insecta, Hymenoptera, Formicidae. Gene Ontology annotation, biological process: regulation of transcription by RNA polymerase II; circadian regulation of gene expression.
CGUCUUGCCUGAAUCGCGCAAUUGACUCCGAGGCGUUGCGAAAAUCGGAGCGACCGCCGUCGCAGCGGACGGUCGCCGCGGAGUGCUCCUCCUGAAAAAUGUGGCGGUGCCUUCGGCGAGAAACGUCGUCCCGUGCGAGCGAACGCGACAUCGUUGAGAAACGAUUGGCGGAGGACUCGAAAGAUCCUACGUACCACCGCGGCCUGGGACCUAGUGAAAAUUCGCGUGCGGUCGCGUGCGCAUACGUGCGCAAUAGUGCACGCAUAAUUGGUGCUGCACGGCGGGUGGUUUACGCGGGCGUCCCGUCUACCGUCAGUCGAAGUGGGUGAAACAACUGCUGAAUCCUCGCUGGCGGAUAAACGCUUUGGACACCUCUUGUCAAUGGAUGCUGUCUACUUCUAAUUUUGGUUACCGUUGAUCAUCCACUCGCGUUACAAGCUGUCGUGUUGGGUUUUGUGUUGAAACUUCGUGAUUGUAGAAUUUAAUGUCGUUCUCUUGGUGUAUUUGUCGUUAUUACAGACUGAAUUCACAUAUAGACACAUAUCUCGAUCUUGACAAUCUGCUGAUCGACAUAUUUCGAUAAUGUCUGUGGACACGAGUAUGCUGAAUAUUUUUUUCUAGUGAGACUAUGUGGUGACUGCCGCAAUUAUCGUAAACAACCGGCGCGGCGGUUGAAAAUUCCGUGAAAAAGUAUGUUUAGCUAAAUGCGCGAAAGGAUUUAAAUUGUUAAUACGAGAGCACAUGCAAAGAAAUAUUGCAUCAACCAAGAGAGAUAAAUAUUUAAUACAGCGACAUCAUGGACGAUAAUAUUGAUGAGAAAGACGAUACAAAGCGAAAAUCACGUAAUCUCAGCGAAAAGAAGCGCAGAGACCAAUUCAACAUGCUCGUAAACGAGCUCGGUAGUAUGAUUAGCGCUAAUACGCGGAAAAUGGAUAAAUCUACGGUGCUGAAGUCGACAAUUUUAUUUUUAAAGAAUCACAAUGAGAUAGCAGUUAGAUCGAGAGCCCACGAGAUUCAAGAAGACUGGAAACCGUCUUUCCUUUCUAACGAAGAAUUUACUCAUCUUAUAUUAGAGGCGUUAGAUGGAUUUAUAAUGGUUUUCUCUUCAAAUGGACAUAUUUAUUAUGUCUCUGAAAGUGUUACGUCUUUGCUUGGGUAUCUUCCAAAUGAAUUGGAGAAUACAACUAUUUAUGAUAUAACGUAUCAGGAGGAUCAACCGCAUUUAUACAAUGCUUUAUUGAAUCCUGGCAGCACGCGAGAUAGACGCAGUGUGAAAAAAGAGGACCAAAUUUCAUUUACGUGUCACAUCAAAAGAGGCGGUCUCGAUUUUCGGGAAGAAUCUAUCUAUGAACUUGUACAUUUUAUCGGAUACUUUCGUUCUGCUAUGGAUGACGAUGUUGACAAUCUUUUGUCAAGUCAGAAACUUAGUAAUACCAGUGGAUCAGAUAACAAACUGGUCUUCGUGGGUACGGGACGUUUGCAAACUCCUCAGCUUAUCCGAGAAUUAUCCAUAACCGACAGUGCGAAAUCAGAAUUCAUAUCCCGCCAUAGUCUCGAAUGGAAAUUUUUAUUCUUGGAUCACAGAGCUCCGCCUAUCAUUGGGUAUCUGCCGUUUGAAGUUUUAGGCACUUCUGGUUACGAUUACUACCAUGUGGACGAUUUAGACAAUGUAGUUACGUGCCAUGAAUCACUGAUGCAGAAAGGCGAGGGAACGUCUUGUUACUACAGAUUCCUCACGAAAGGCCAGCAAUGGAUUUGGCUACAGACCAGAUUCUAUAUCACCUAUAAUCAAUGGAAUUCGAAACCUGAGUUUAUCGUGUGCACGCAUUACGUGGUCAGUUAUGUCGACGUAAUGAAGGAAAUGCGAGCGGAAUCGGAGGGUUACGACAAAACGCAGAAUCAGGACGUUUUACAGUCCGUAAAACAAGUAAUGACAUCUUGUCAAACACCGUUGACGCAAUUGUCAAACAAAUCAUCAAGAACGUCGAAGUCAAUGACAGCCGCUUCUAAUCUCCGACCUCGAGGUGAUGGUUCUAACAUGUCUUCAAUAUCCGUCUCAUUACAAAGUUCACCGCAUUCACAAAUAACCCAUGGAUCAAGAUCAAACGCGGCUUCUGCAAGUAGUUCUGUGGUAUCGAAACCAAUAGCAUCAGUAGACAGCAGGCAACAACAACAAACGCAACAGUCACAACAACCGCAACAGCAGCAGCAGCAGCAACAGCAGCAGCAGCAGCAACCACAGCAGCAGCCACAACAACACCAUGCCAAUCAGCCGUGUAUUAAUUUUAUGGAUGCGCAAUAUGCAACGGUUAAUCUGCAAUCGGUUAUUACAACGGGAUUUGCGUCGCCUGCUGCUCCAGUUCUUUCAACUGUACCAACUCAUGAGAUGUUACAUCAGCAAAAUAUAGCGAUGACUCCCGCGCAGAACCAAAUGCAGGAUGAAUUACAACGGAAGCACGAUGAGCUACAACAGUUGAUCGUUCAUCAGCAGGAAGAAUUAAGAAGAGUUUUAGAACAAUUGUUUAUCGCUCGAUAUGGAGGUCUCACACCAUUAUUAAAUACUGGUAUACCGUAUAAUCCAUCGAACCCGUGUCAACAAGCGAACCAAUGUAAUACCAGUAAUACUAACGUGCAGUUGUCCACAUCCAAUAGCGUACAAGGCGUGAACGUACUUCCCAUACCAAUUACUGUGCCAGUGCCUAUAGUGCCUACGGAAUUAUUUUCGCAUUCCUUACAAGUAAAUCCGUCGCCAAACCCGACGCAUGGCAAUGUGGGCGCUAUAAUUCAAAUACAACAACAACAGCAGCAUUCACAAUUGCAACAUCAGCAGCAGCAACAGCAACAACAACAACAGGGGCCACCGCAGCAGGAAGGUAGCAAUGCCGAUCUCGUGCCUUUCCAGAUCUGUCCACAGCAGGCCGAGAUGAUAUAUAAUAAUAUGGAUACGUCUUCAAAUCAACAGCAAACAUCAUCGCAAAAUUAAAAAGAGACUUUCUUUUAUCUUUGAUAUUCUAGUUGUAUUCAUUAAGUAAACUCAAAAUUUUCAAGUUCAAAUUUAGAAUUUUUUAAAAUUCUCUUUUAUUUACUUAUUUUAUUUACUUAUCAUAUCGUGAAAAAAUUGGCAGACAGAAUUUCUAUUGCAAACAUGUAUAUAUAUAUAUAUAUAUAUAUAUAUAUAUAUCCUAUUUUUUUCUUUCCUUUUUUAGAGAAAAUUGCAAAUAUUGUUAUGUUGCGAGUGUACAAAAAUAUUUUAAGAAUAUAGUAAUAAGCGUAUUUGUGUGAUAGUGACAGAUAUUGCGUAAAUAUAACAAAACUUUGACAUUUUAAUAAAAUAACAUUUUUUAACACAAUAAGAAUUUGCCAUUCUACAAUAUUUAUUGCAUCUAUAUUUUUCUUAUAUAGCGAUCUUUAAUUACAAAGACAUUGACUGUCUAUUAAUUUUAUAUGACUAUUUUUAAUUGACAGUCUAUCAAUUUUAUUUUUAAGAAACCAUCAAAUAUGAUGACGUUAAUUUGUCAUAAAUAUCUUAUUAUUAAUUACGUCAUUAAUAAUAAAAAUUUAAUGUUAAUGGAACAUAAAAGUAAUGUCGAAAUGUCACACACUGAUGAGUUACGUUAGUUGAGUUCUGAAGUUCGUGUGAAAGACAUUAUUUUUGACCAAACAUAUACAUACGUUACAAGUAAAAUAAAUUUUAUUUUGAAUGUAAUUAAUAUUACAUUCGAAAAUACACACAAUAAAAUUACGAACAAAAAAGUAUUUUGGAAAAAGAAUUCAUGAUGUUCCCGAGCGUUCACUCUUUCCAAGAAGCCAUUCCUGUUUUAAAAAAAUCAAGAGAAAAUGAUAAAAACAGAUCUAAACUUUAUUACAAUUUUAUUUAAUUCUGUAGUAAAGUUAUCGUUUUGCUUCUUACAUAUGCAAAAUAGAUAACUGGAAUAGCUUCUCUGUUAUGAAAUUAUAUAGUAAACUAUAUAGUAUAAUUUGCAUAAUGUAAAUUACGUUACUACAUAUGGUAUAUUUGAGAUAGACGUAUCCCAUCAGCAGACAAUGUUUUUUAAAUGCUUUUGAAAUAUUUAUUCUUCAUUGUAACGUUUUUUUAAAUAUUUAAAAAAAUAUUAAAAAAAUAUUGUUUUCUGAUAGGGUAAUAAUAAAGCGUCAUUACAUCAAUGGUCAUAAAAAGAUGUACUUUUGGCAUUAUUGAUACGUCAUCAUGUUUGAUGAGAAACUUUGAAACUAUGAGGCAAUAUAAAGUAUAGUAGUAUUGUACUACUAUAUAGUGCUAUUAUAUAGAGAAAUAUAUUAAAACCAAAAUUUGUAAAAGUUACCCGCAUUAUAAAAUGAUCUCUGAAAGAGAUAACGUUUGAUAAGGAAUAAUAAUUUUAUACUUAGAGUAUAAUUUUAUCUAAAUUCUAUCAAUUUGUACAGAUUACAGUAGUACCAAUAUUUUUUCGUAGAAUUAAUAAUUGUUAAUAAUUGUUUUAGCUUUCCUUGUAUUCCUUCCACAUUGAGAACGUAAUUUAUAUCUUUUUAAAAAAGAAAAUGAUUCUGAAAUUGAAAAAUUAUAAUAGGAAGAGAUAGUAAUUAAACAUUUAGGAAUUAAUGCAUUAUAUAUUGUAUAUGUAUUUUGUAUAAAAUUAUUCAAAUAACAAAAAUUCUCGAUGAUGUCCGAGAGUACUGAGCAUAUUCAGGAAAUGCAUUUACUGAGCAUAAGAAAAUGAAAGUAUAUUAUAUUUAAUGUAAAAUUUUUACGUAAAUUUUAGUAAUCUCAUUAGAAUAAUUUGAUAAUAUUUGUGAUCAAUGAAAUGUGAAGCAUUUUUAUACCAACCAAUGAGAGAGCUACGAUCAAAAGGACCCAUCACGUAUAUUUGACGUAUAUUGGAUUUAUUUUUCUAAUACGUGUUGUCCAAGUUAAACGGAAAAGGGACCAAUCUCCACAUUUUCCGAUACAGGGUGUAUUCAUAUAUCUGUAUAUGUAUAACGGUAAAAAAAGUAAUAUAUAUUUUGUGUAUGUAUAAUAUAUGUAUAUGUACAAUGUUAUCAUUUUCUUACAUAUUAUGAUGUAUUAUAAUAUAGAUGUAUCUUAGAUUGCUAUAAUAUUUCAUAAUUGUUGUUCGAUAAAAAUAUUACUAAUAUGGAACAAAAACAUAAAAUUGAUCAAAUUACGAUGUGAUGUUCAAAUUGAUAUGAUGACAAUAUUUUUCAAACGACUGCGCAGAAUAUAAACGUAGAUUGGUAUAAAUAAUUUUAGUAAAAAUUAUUUAUACAUAUAAUUGACAAUUUCAUAUCAUAACAUAUCAAAUUUGAAAUAAAUGUUAAAUAGUUUUUGAGAAGUCAA